CGUUUAUCGUCUUUCUUGAGUGAGCUCAUACCCACCUGAUACCUCCACCAUUCCCGCUGCAAUCAACCGGACCUCAACUUUCCGACUAGGGAACCGUCAUCUUCCGGUCUCAGGCAACGAGUUCCGAGAAUGGGGACCGAGCUGGCUGCAAAUCAACCAGUGGAGACAAUAGAUGAGCAGAGGCCUGUGCUGGAUUUGGGGGCAUUUAUUGGCGAAUUAAGCGUUGAAGAUGAUGAAGAAAGUGAUGCUAUUUCAUUGGAGGGACUUGAGCAAGAGCUUCAAGAUUGUAAAACUGAUGAUGUAGUUUCCAUGAUACUGUCUAAAGGUACAAAAUUGCGGGACUACACCAGGGAUGUUGAGAACAAUUUAAGGCAAAUUGAACUCGACUCUAUCGAGGAUUACAUCAAAGAAAGUGACAAUCUAGUAUCACUUCACGAUCAAAUUCAUGAUUGUGACACUAUUCUGUCGCAAAUGGAGAAGGUUCUCAGUGGAUUUCAGGUCGAGAUAGGUUCAAUAAGUUCAGAUAUAAAGAUUCUUCAAGAAAAGUCUUUGGAUAUGGGGCUCAAGCUGAAGAAUCGAAAGGCUGCAGAAUCAAAAUUGGCUAAAUUUGUUGAGGAAAUCAUUGUCCCGCCAAGGAUGAUAGACAUUAUUGUAGAUGGAGAGGUGAAUGAGGAGUACUUGAGGUCCCUGGAGAUUCUUAGUAAAAAACUGAAAUUUGUUGAAGCUGAUGCCAUGGUUAAGACUUCCAAAGCACUCAGUGAUGUUCAGCCUGAACUAGAAAAGCUUCGUCAAAAAGCAGUUUUUAAGGUAUACGACUUCAUCGUUCAGAAACUUAAUGCAUUAAGAAAACCGAAGACAAAUGUUCAGAUCCUUCAACAAAGUGUUCUUCUGAAAUACAAAUAUGUGAUUUCAUUUCUUAAGGACCAUGGGAAAGAGGUAUAUGUUGAUGUUAGAGCUGCUUAUAUUGAUACCAUGAAUAAGGUUUUAAGUACAAAUAUACGAGCUUAUAUUCAAGCCCUGGAGAAGUUGCAACUAGAUAUAGCAACAUCCAGCGAUUUGAUUGGUGUCGACACCAGAAGUACUAGUCUUUUCCUGAGGGGAAGAGAACCACUGAAAAACCGGUCUUCUGUUUUUUCUGUAGGGGAAAGGAUAAAUAUUCUCAAGGAAAUUGAGGAAUCUGCAUUGAUACCACAUAUAGCUGAAGCCAACUCUAAAAAGUAUCCUUAUGAAGUACUUUUCAGGAGCCUGCACAAGCUGCUAAUGGACACUGCUGCUUCUGAAUAUCUCUUCUGUGACGAAUUCUUUGGAGAACAGUCCAUGUUUUAUGACAUAUUUGCAGGUCCCUUCUCAGUAAUUGACGAACACGUUAAUAGUAUUCUUCCGAACUGUUAUGAUGCAAUAGGCCUGAUGCUCAUGAUUCGCAUAAUAUAUCAGCACCAGCUUGUAAUGUCUCGGCGACGCAUACCAUGUCUAGAUUCUUACUUGGACAAGGUAUUUUCCAAUUUAUUGGUGCAUGUGACUUUAUUUAUGCUGUACCUUCUAAUAGCUUUGUCAUGUAUCCUGUAACUGUCACUAAGCACACCGUCAACUUUAACUGCGUAUGUGGGCAACAAAGACAUGACAGGUGUGGAUUUUGUUCAAGUGAGCUGCUUCUGUUAAUUGUAUAAAUUAACAGCUGAAAGUUGUAUUGUAUCUCAAACCUCAAUGCUAUUGCCAUUUUUUGAACGAAUGAUGGACCUAAGAACAUUGAUUUUUUAACUUUUGUUGUCCCUGCAACUGACGUAAACUGCAUUAAAUCAGUAAAUCAAGAGAUAUUAAAGACCUUGGGCCAUGAUUAAACGGCAUGGAACCAGUCUCUAAUAGGACUUCAGUUUUACCUGACUUCGGUGAUUAGAAAUCGUGGGCCAUGUUUAAAGCAGCAUUAAAUCAGCCUUGAAUUAGGCUUCUAUUUGACCAAAGAUUGGUCCUGAUAGCUUAAAUAACAUGUAAAUUCUAGUCAACUGUUCAAUCUUCUUAAAAUUGGCAACCCGGCAGCAGAGUUGUUUCUGCGGUGGAGAGUUUUAGAUUAUCCAAAUAGCGUGAAUGCGUGAUCACUAAUUGCACUUUAGUCUUCACAAGAUGCUUUCAAGCUAUAAGAUUCUUUCUAAUACCUGAAGACCAGUUGUCUUUCCCUCGGAGUCUUUUGGUGUGUACUCUGAAGAGUUAAUUCACUCAAAUCACAUUCUCUGAUGAAAUCUGAGCAGGUCAACAUUUCAUUAUGGCCACGGUUUAAGAUGGUGUUCGACUUGCACCUCAACAGUCUACGAAAUGCCAAUGUGAGGACUUUAUGGGAAGACGACGUACAUCCACAUUAUGUCAUGAGGCGUUAUGCCGAAUUUACUGCUUCGCUAAUUCAACUUAAUGCUGAUUAUGAAGACGGUCAGCUUGAACUCAACUUGGAGAGGCUGCGAAUGGCUGUUGAUGAUUUGCUGGUUAAGCUUGCCAAAUUGUUUCAGAAACCAAAGUCGCAGACUAUAUUUUUGAUAAAUAACUACGACAUGACUAUUGCUGUUUUGAAGGAAGCUGUUCCUGAGGGUGGAAAAAUCCAAAUGCACUUCGAGGAUUUGCUGAAGAGCAAUACAGCCAUUUAUGUGGAGGAACUACUUGUGGAGCACUUCAAGGAUCUAAUCAAGUUUGUGAAGACCAGAGCUUUUGAGCCGAUUAUCAAGGACUUUGCCAGUAGAUGGAAGGCGGCUAUAGAGCUAAUGCACAAUGACGUUAUAACUUCCUUCAGCAAUUUUCUAUGCGGUAUGGAAAUCCUGAGAGCUGCAUUGACUCAACUACUGCUUUAUUACACGAGGCUCUCGGAUUGCAUGAAGAGAAUUGCUGGCGGGUCCGGGUUGAACAAGGACUUAGUUUCCAUAUCGUCAAUUAUGUACGAGAUUAGGAAAUACUCAAGGACUUUUUGA
Messenger RNA from Striga asiatica, 2948 nucleotides. Lineage: Eukaryota; Viridiplantae; Streptophyta; Magnoliopsida; Lamiales; Orobanchaceae. The record is from the annotation of a GenBank genome assembly.